AUGCGUCGGCGAUGCACCGGAAUCCUGAGUGUUCGGGAGGAUCGUCGUGCAGUGUCCAUGGCCUUGAAGGCUCUCCUUGGACAAAGACGAUGUGGGCAAUCUCUAGAUCUUCUCGCGAAGUCUAGAGAUUAAUGAAAUGGGUCGUCGAGUCGUCUCCAGCGGCUGUCACCCGGCGGAGUGGAAAAACAGUGACUUUGUGGCUCUCCGGCGGCUGUCACCCGACGAGCUUCAUCCUCAGGUCCGUGCAGCAAGAGGAGGCUCUUCAUCGCAUCUGAUAUGCUCUCAGGAGGUGGCGACUCGUCUCCCAGCGGAUCAUCCUCUUCUUGAUGACGGCUUGUUCGUUGAUCAAUCGGAGAUGCUUUACUCAAUGGAUUCGCAAUCCUUUUAUCGCGAAUUGUUCAGUAAUUUUAGUAACAAUACUCUACGAAUCGCGUUGACAAGAUUUUCACUGAUGAUCCAACGAUUCUGGUUGCUUAAUCGUUCACCGACGAUCUACAAGAAAGUCGCGAUAAUCAGAUAAAAAAUAUGAAUUUUGGCUUUGGGAGGAUUCGAACCCACGCCGGUUGCCCGCCUUUUUUGGGGAGGGUGUGACUCGGGUUUAGUCCCACAUUAGUUGUGCCGAAAUUUCUAGUGAAUAUAUAGUAAUAUUAUAUUUCCGAUCAAGUCCCUUUCUCGCAUGUGUACGACCACUCCUUGCGCGACAACCGGCUGGCCACCGGUGAUGUGGAAGGAGGGUGGCGCACACGUGCCCCUAUCGGUCCAAGCUGCUCGAGCCCCUACUCACAGCUACUCCUCGACUGCACUUCCGACCCACUUGCGGCCCCGGCUGGCCAGCAAGUCCCCCUCAUUUUGCUUUAUUUUUAUUUUAAUUUCUUUUCUUUCAUUUAUCUCAAAAGUAAGAUUGUAAAAAUCGUAUAAAAUCACAUAAUUACCCAAAAAUUCAGUUAAUUAAUUAAAAACCACUUUUCACACUUUAACAUAAAUAUAAGUCUAUUUAUCAUGAGUUAAGGCUAAAAAUAUAUUAUUUACUAAUUAUUAACUCAUGAUAAUAAAGAUUUAUCACGCCCCACCUCCAUUUAGCUCCUCUUUGUCGGGUGACAGCCACCGGAGAGCCGCAAAGUCAUUGUUUUUUCGCUCAACCGAGUGAUAACCGCCGGAGAUGAUUCAACGACUCAUUUAAUUGAUCUCUAGACUUUGUAAGGAGAUCUAGAGAUUGCCCACGUUGUCUUUGUCCAAGGAGAGCCUUCGAGGCCGUGGAUACUGGACGACAAUCCUCCCGAAUGCUUAG
Molecule: messenger RNA, 1288 nt
Organism: Spirodela intermedia
Lineage: Eukaryota; Viridiplantae; Streptophyta; Magnoliopsida; Alismatales; Araceae
Source: the annotation of a GenBank genome assembly